Molecule: messenger RNA, 447 nt
Organism: Hyaloscypha bicolor E
Lineage: Eukaryota; Fungi; Ascomycota; Leotiomycetes; Helotiales; Hyaloscyphaceae
Product: carbonic anhydrase
Exons: 2
Coding region: 1-447 (148 amino acids)
Molecular function (GO): carbonate dehydratase activity; zinc ion binding
Source: RefSeq, a predicted model, not a curated record
AUGAUCGCUACCGGAGCUGGAGUCGUCGUUCUCUCUUGUUCCGAUCCCCGCCUCAACCCAUAUCAAAUUUUGGGCAUCGAUGGCAAGACGGUCAAGGCGACCAUGGUACGGAAUGCAGGUGGCAGGGUAUUCGACGCAAUCAGAACUUUGGCCGUUCUCCAAACAAUCGGACAGCCAGGAACAAUCGUCGUAAUGCACCACACUGAUUGCGGAAUGACACACUUCCACGACGAUGCUAUUAAGGAGGCAUUGCUUCAAAUUGCUCCGGAAGAGAAGGCCUCAAUUGAAGCUUCGAAGUUCGGGGAGAUCAAGGGCUCCAUCAGAGAAGAUCUUGCACUGAUCAGAGCUUCGCCCUUGAUCAAGAAAACUACUCAGGUUGUUGGCCUUAAAUAUGAUAUCCACACUGGUGUCUUGAGUCAGGUUGAGGAGACGAAGUGUGAACUAUGA